UUCAGGCGACAUUGGCCCCGCCCCGCGAUGGCGCCUGAGGACCACGAGGGGGCCACGUCUCUGCUGCAGAGUUUCGAGCGCCGCUUCCUGGCGGCUCGAGCGCUUCCCUCCUUUCCCUGGCAGAGCCUAGAAGAGAAAUUAAAGGAGCCCUCAGGUUCUGAGUUGUUGCUGGCUAUUCUGCAGAAGACUGUGAAGCACCCUGUGUGUGUGCAGCACCUGCCAUCUGUGAAGUAUGCGCGCUGCUUUCUCUCAAAGCUCAUCAAAAAGCAUGAGGCUGUGCCCACAGAGCCUUUGGAUGCACUGUACGAGGCGCUGGCAGAGGUUUUGAUGGCCGAAGAGUCCACCCAGUGCCACCGGAGCUAUUUGCUGCCUUCAGGAGACUCGGUCACACUCUCUGAGAGCACGGCCAUUGUGUCCCAUGGCACCACAGGCUUGGUGACAUGGGAUGCUGCUCUCUGCCUGGCAGAGUGGGCCAUCAAGAACCCAGCAGUCUUCACGGACAGGACUGUCCUGGAGCUAGGCAGCGGAGCUGGGCUCACGGGCCUGGCAGUUUGCAAGGCGUGCCACCCCAGAGCAUUUAUCUUCAGCGACUGCCAUGGCCAGGUGCUAGAGCAGCUUCGUGGAAAUGUGCUCCUCAACGGCUUCUCCCUAGAGCCCGACACUCCCACUGACCCAGGCAGCCCGAAGGUGACAGUGGCCGAGCUGGACUGGGACGAGGUGACAGCCUCUCAGUUCUCUGCCUUCCAGGCAGAUGUCGUCAUUGCAGCAGAUGUGCUAUACUGUGGGGAAGUGACACUGUCACUGGUCAGGGUCCUGAAGCUGCUCAGCGACUGCCAGAGGAAGAAUGCUCCUCAUGUCUACGUGGCCUAUACCGUCCGCAGCCAAGACACGGGCAAGCUGUUCAUCACAGAGCUGGAUCGUGCAGGGAUCUACUGGGAAGAAGUGCCUCCUCACGCCAGCAAACUAUUCCCCUAUGAAGAGCACUCGGCCAUCGUAAUCCUGAAGCUCGUGCUGAGCCAUCAUCACAGUAUUUGAAGCCUGAGAACUAGAGUCCCAGCAAGCCUGUAUUUGGCUCUACGCAUCGGGAGUACCUUUUCAGAGUCACUGGGAGAUUUGAUCCUGACAAAGCCUGAGCUUGGCUCACACAGGGUUUCACAUCACAUCCUGAACUCCAUCCUGUGCCUGGUCUCUAGCUGUCAAGCUGCAGCCUCCAUGCCCACAUCCACCCUGGCCAGGGAAAGUGGAGUCCCAGAACUGCACUGGUGUGGAUAGUUCCCAUCCAAUUGAGAGACGAGCCACAGAACAGAGGGAUGUAAACCCAGUCAACUGCAGGCAGCUCUGGCCCCUGUUCCCUUCUCACAGCAGGAGCCUGAGUAGAAUGUUAACCAUGAACAAACUCCAGCCACCCCGUCCCUCUAUCUGUGCAGGACAUAUUCCUGGAGCCCCUCUCAUAUCCACAGGUGGUUCCUUGUGUAAACUGCUUUGCAUGUGAUCCACGUGAACCCCACUCUAUGCUUCACAUCCUCUCUAGAUGGUGUCUACAUCCCAGCAAGGAACAAGGACAAGAAAGCUACAUGCGGAUACAGACACAAUCAAUAUGCUCCUUGCUAUAACAUUCCCAAGACAGGAACUCAGGUAGCACAGGCUGGCUUCAAGCUCAGGGAUCCUCUUGCCUCUGCCUCCAGACUACAGGCAUGUACUAAUAUUUCCAAAAUCCUAGCUACAUUUGGUAUCUGGGUGACUAGCAUAGUGUGGAUGCCCCAAGCUGACUAUCCUUCACUAGGGCUCAGCCCAACCAUAGGACAGGGCCCCCAGCUGCUGAUCUAGAAUAUGCCCCAGGUGUAUGUAUCUGUUCCUACCACUUGAAGUUCACGGCACAAACAGGCAAGCAGCACCCAAACAUGUCCACCACCUUCAUGGGCAGGUCCAGACCACUGGAAGACAUGUGUAGACAGACACCCAGGUCCGCUGACCCUGCAAAGACAGUCAAAACACUAGGGCACAUUCUCCUGGGUCUAUGUAAUGACCCCUAGACAAGGAAGGGAAAUCAGGAGCUGUCCCUGUCAGACUGAAACUGACCAAGGAGUCAGGCAGCCUGACCAGAGGCAGAAACAUGGCUGACCACUGGGUCCUGUCUCCCACUGCCUAAUGAU
Messenger RNA from Microtus oregoni (creeping vole), 2153 nucleotides. RefSeq names its product eukaryotic elongation factor 2 lysine methyltransferase (gene Eef2kmt). The record is from RefSeq and is a predicted model, not a curated record. Bases 28 to 1035 code for a protein of 335 amino acids. The transcript is spliced from 9 exons. Lineage: Eukaryota; Metazoa; Chordata; Mammalia; Rodentia; Cricetidae.